AUGGCUCAUGGGAAGGCCCGUAGCGGCCUCCAGCAUCGCUCCGCCGAUAAUCGUGCAAGCGCAAGACGGUCGAUGGUCGCAUGCAAUCGCUGUCGCAACAGGAAAACCCGCUGCGCUGGCAAUCCGCCCUAUCCAUGCGCUGCAUCGAGGAUGUUGGUCAUGAUUGUGUGUAUUCCGAAGCCGAGAAACGCGUGUCAAUUACUGAAAGACGGAAAUCGCCCUCCACCAUCAGCUUCCACUUCCACGCCAGCUGCUCCAAGUACUUCUACAAACCCUGUCGAGGUUUCGCUAGAGAGAGAUGACUGGUGGUACAAUGGAGCCGAUAACCUCCUCUUAAGCCGAUCGGGCGAACACCAAUUCAUUGGGGCAUCUUCUGCUACUCACUUAGCCAAGCGUCUGAAUCCCACUUCAAAGAAUUUAGCAUGGGACGUGCGUCCAUUGUAUGAUGACCCAACUUCCUUGCGUCGCUCGAUAAGCCCGGCACUCCCACAGUUACCGCCGUUUGAGUACGCCAAGCGUCUAUAUUGGGUGCAGUAUAGCUACAUCGGGACUAUCUUCUCUCUCAUCCAGCCUCGAGACUACGAAGAGCGACUGAACAUAGUCUAUCACCAGCCUCCCGAUCUACGCAGCCGAGAAUCAUGCCUAGUCUAUUGCCAGGUCCUGCUUAUUAUCUCGUAUGGCCUGAUGUACUCGGUGAAUCAAUGGUCGGGAGAUGAUGGUCCCCCGGGCUUCAAGUAUUUUAAACAUGCACUGCGCUUUCUACCUGACAUUCACGAAGAAGGCUCUAUAUUCUUUGUUGAAGUGCUUUGCUACGUGGCGUAUUACAUGCAGAAUCUCAAUCGCCGAGAUGCAGCAUUUCUCUAUAUCGGUAUCGCGCUCCGAAUGGCCAUUUCCUUAGGGCUGCAUCAAGAAGCCUCCGACCCUACGAUGAGUGAGGAGGAUCGAAAUCGUCGACGUCGAUCCUGGUGGUCUGUAUACAGCCUCGAUCGGCUCCUAUCCGUUAAGUCAGGAAACCCCAUUACUAUUCAAGAUGAAGAUAUAGGCACCGCCUGGCCGGAACCUACCAAUCCGGGCGACGCGCUAAUAUACUAUACCCAACUAUCCAGGACUAUGGGUCGUGUCGGAGAAGAGAUAUAUCGGAAGAAGCCUCGUUCUGGCUCGAACCUAGUCCUCUCUGUACAGAGUAUCAUGGAUGAAUUAUUCGACUGGCUACGGCGGGUACCCGAUCGCUUACGCAUUGACUUCUCGGCUCUUGGCACGAAUGUCAACCGUGCAUCCGUAUCUCUAUUUCUGCACUUCUAUUCCUGUGUAAAUAUGACGGCAAGGCCGCUGGUUUACUAUGUAAUCCAGCGUCGGCUCGAUGCAGAAACGGCGGGGUCGGUAACCGGCGACUGGAAAAAGGGUCUUUCCCAGAAUGCAGUACAAGUUAUUGAGAGCUGUAUCUCGGCAGCUCGCGCUACUAUUAUGGUCAUGGACGCCGCUGCAAAGCAGAAUCUUGUUGCCACCUACGGAUAUCUAGAUGGAGAAUAUAUAUUCUCGGCCGCUCUUCUGCUGGUGAUGGUGAAUGCGGCAUUUCCACAUAACGAUCUCAAUGCACACUCCAUGACGACUGCGUUAAAUCUUCUCCGGGGAAUGGCCGAUCGUGGAAACACCAUCCUUGAGGCUCGCCACUCAUUGCUCCUUGAAUUACAAUCUACCAUUGACCCCAGCCGAAGAAGAACUGAUGAAGACAACAGUGAGUUCACACCGGUCACCCCCGCCACCACGCAGAGGUCCAAGCCAUCUUCAAACGCCCUGAAAGAGCCUGCACCGACUGCGCACAGACCACAGAAUCAAGACAUUUCUUCGAUGCAGGAUCUCUCCUUCAACUUCGAUGUUAAUGAUGAUCCGGCGCUUUGGGAGGGAGUUCUCAAUCAGAUUGACAUUGAUAUGGAUACCGACUGGAUUGAACAGGCUUUGCGAAAAUAGUAUUGCAUGUUG
This is a messenger RNA of Aspergillus homomorphus CBS 101889, 1980 nucleotides long. Its product is annotated as transcription factor domain-containing protein. Gene Ontology annotation, biological process: regulation of DNA-templated transcription; DNA-templated transcription. NCBI's taxonomy places the organism in Eukaryota, Fungi, Ascomycota, Eurotiomycetes, Eurotiales, Aspergillaceae. The transcript is spliced from 9 exons. Gene Ontology annotation, molecular function: DNA-binding transcription factor activity, RNA polymerase II-specific; DNA binding; zinc ion binding. The coding region runs from base 1 to 1968 and encodes 655 amino acids. The record is from RefSeq and is a predicted model, not a curated record.